Molecule: messenger RNA, 264 nt
Organism: Zychaea mexicana
Lineage: Eukaryota; Fungi; Mucoromycota; Mucoromycetes; Mucorales; Lichtheimiaceae
Product: Bromodomain-containing protein
Exons: 1
Biological process (GO): chromatin remodeling
Cellular component (GO): RSC-type complex
Molecular function (GO): protein binding
Source: RefSeq, a predicted model, not a curated record
CGUAAACGAUGCGCGCUGUUUAUGGAUCUUGUCAGCAAGCGCGACUAUCCUAUCUACUAUACCAUGACCAAGCGCCCUAUCGCAAUGAAAAUGAUCAAAAAGCGAAUCCAUUUUCCGUAUUACCGGAAUGAUUUCCACCUGAUAUUUGACAAUGCAAGGACGUGCAACGAGGAAGGUUCGAUCGUAUACGAGAAUGCAGACGAAAUGCAGGUAAAAACAAAUGGUUGCACUUGUUUGUGGCAGGAAGAGAUGUUUAAGAAAUAG